CUAACACUUGCCGUGACCUACAAUUCCCAAGUCGACCGAAAUUCACGUCCAUGGCUUCUCCUUCUCAACAGCUUCCUCCUGGUUGGACAGCGGAAUGGGACCCCGCUAGCCAGAGAUAUCUUUUCAUACAGCCAUCGACUGGACGCAGCCAAUGGGAAAUACCGACUGCUGCACCAGCCCAAAUGAUAGACCAUGCACCGUCGGUGUCGCCUCCCCCAUCCGCGACUCAUCACGGUAAGCGUCGCCAAUACGCAGCAGGGCAGACGCAAGUGUACUACGGCGCGGGCGAUGCCCUUGGAGACCAGUAUGGCGGACUUAAUGUACAACAGCAGCAGCCUGCACCCACUGCCCAGCUCUUCACUCCAGGACUCGCGGCAGAGGGGGGUUUCGCAGGUCAGCAGCAAGUUCCGCAGGCGUCAUACUAUGCACCCCAACAGGAGCCCCAGUACAUCAAUGCUCCUGGGUUUGGUCAGGAACCAACAUAUCAUCCACCCAAUGCGCCAAUCCACCAUCUCACGGACCAGUUCGGGCAGAUGGGGAUGGGGCCGAAGCCCCUACAUCUCACGACCACCAAUCUACUUACGUCGCCACCGGACCCUCGUGAGCUGGUUCGUCCUCCUCCCGAGAUUAGGCUGCCUGCGAACGCGUGCAUCACGCCAUCGCCGUACGCAAAUGCAGAUCCGUCAUACCAGCGGUGCACCAUGAAUGCCAUCCCCACCACAUCAUCGAUGCUGAACAAGUCCAAGAUUCCUUUGGGUUUGGUGAUCACCCCCUAUCGAACGGUGAAGGAGGGUGAGCCGCCAGUGCCUGUUGUGACCGACACGGUCAUUGCGCGAUGCAGACGGUGCAGGACGUACAUAAAUCCUUAUGUUCAAUUCAUUGACAACGGCAAUCGUUGGCGCUGUUGCAUGUGCAGCAUGUCGAACGAGGUUCCUCAGCUCUUUGAUUGGGACCAGAUACGGAAUCAGCCUGGAGACCGAUGGGCUAGAGACGAGCUGAACCACUCCGUUGUCGAAUUCGUUGCGCCCACAGAGUAUAUGGUCCGCCCACCACAGCCUGCUGUGUAUGUGAUUCUUAUCGAUGUGAGCCAUACCGCCGUGCAGUCGGGUAUGGUGGCAACGGCGACACGCACUAUCCUUGAGAACCUUGAUCGCAUACCCAAUGAGGACGAGCGCACCAAAGUCGCCAUUAUCGCCUAUGAUAUUUCUCUUUAUUUCUUCUCUAUGCCUCCUGGGACGACAGAAUCGACCAUGCUCGUUGUUUCAGAUGUUGAUGACGUCUUUUUGCCGAAACCUACUGACCUCCUCAUAAACUUGACGGAAGCGCGCCAGUCGCUGGAGUUGCUGCUUGGCAGGAUCAAUGACAUGUUCCAGGAUAAUCACACUGUUGGAAGUGCAAUGGGCCCAGCAUUGCAAGCUGGCUUUAAGUUGAUGGCUCCUAUCGGUGGCAAGAUCAUGGUACUCUCGUCCUCUUUGCCAAAUAUUGGCGCUGGUUCACUCAAGAACCGUGAAGAUCUCAAAAUUUUGGGCACUUCAAAAGAAUCAGGCCUGCUGCAAGCUGCUUCGCCCUUCUACAAGACAUUCGCCAUCGAGUGCUCGCGUGCCCAGGUGUCGGUGGACAUGUUCUUAUUCAGUGCUGCAUACCAGGAUGUUGCCAGUCUCGCAUGCCUCCCACACUACACUUCUGGUCAAACCUACUUCUACCCUGCGUUCAAUGCUGCUCGGUCUGAGGAUGCCAUCAAAUUCGCGCACGAGUUCGGCGAAGUCCUCGCGAUGCCCAUCAUGUUAGAAGCCGUCAUGCGCGUCCGUGCUUCGAAGGGUUUGCGCAUGGCUUCGUUCCACGGAAACUUCUUCGUCCGCUCCACUGACCUCCUGGCCAUGCCCGCCGUGCCCACCGAUCAAUCUUACGCCAUUGAGAUCCAGAUCGAGGACACCCUUACGCAACCGUUUGUAGUUAUGCAAACCGCAGUUUUACAUACGACGUGUCAUGGGGAGCGGCGUAUCCGGGUUAUCACACUUGCAUUACCAACAACCAGCAGCCUCACGGAGGUUUUCGCAUCUGCUGACCAGGUGGCGAUCGCGACCCUGCUGGCGAACAAAGCCGUCGAGCGCUCGCUUACCCACAAGCUAGAGGAUGCCCGUGACGCAGUGCACCAGCGGCUGGUAGAUAUUUUGUCCAGUUACAAGAGCAGUAUGACAUCCGCAGGUGCGGGUGCGAAUGCGCAACUAGCGAUCUCGGAGAACCUGAGGAUGCUGCCUGUGUUGGUUCUCGGGCUACUGAAGAAUGUUGGUAUUCGUCAAAGCGCGCAAAUUCCUCCCGAUCUCAGGGCCUAUGCCCAGGCUCUGUUGACCACAUUACCGUCUCAAACCCUCAUUCCGUACAUUCAUCCCACGUUCUUUUCGCUGCACAACAUGCCACCUGAAGCUGGAACGGUGGGCGAGCAAGGUGUGAUUUUGCCGACCCCUUUGCCGCUCACUUCGGAACGGCUGGAGAGACAUGGUUUGUACUUGAUUGAGGAUGGUCAGACGAUAUUCUUGUGGAUAGGCCGUGAUGCUGUCCCACAACUCGUAAUGGAUGUCUUCAACCUUCCGAAUUACGAAGUGCUACGUGGCGGCAAGACGACACUUCCCGUUCUUGACAACGACUUCUCACAGCGGGUCAAUGCCAUCAUUCAGAAAACUCGCGAGAUGCGCAGAGGCGUUUACUAUCCCCAUCUUUAUCUCGUCAAGGAGGAUGGCGAGCCACCUUUGCGCCUUUGGGCCCUCAGCUGCCUCAUACAAGAUCGUGCCGAUGUUUUACCGAGCUAUCAACAGUUCAUUGGACAACUCAAGGACAAGGUUAACGGAGCCAAUAAUUACUAAGCCAUCCUGCGCACAAGCUGUCAGACCAAAUUCGGGCGAAGCGGAAGUCUGGACUGAUAUUACGCGCUUUCUCCUACUUUACUAUACGGCGUUGUAGACGAUGUCAUGUGCAGACUGAGAUAAAGAGCCUUUUUGCUUCCCUUU
This is a messenger RNA of Suillus clintonianus, 3005 nucleotides long. RefSeq names its product Sec23/Sec24 trunk domain-containing protein. Gene Ontology annotation, biological process: COPII-coated vesicle cargo loading; intracellular protein transport; endoplasmic reticulum to Golgi vesicle-mediated transport. NCBI's taxonomy places the organism in Eukaryota, Fungi, Basidiomycota, Agaricomycetes, Boletales, Suillaceae. Bases 51 to 2861 code for a protein of 936 amino acids. The record is from RefSeq and is a predicted model, not a curated record. Gene Ontology annotation, cellular component: COPII vesicle coat; endoplasmic reticulum exit site. The transcript has 13 exons. Gene Ontology annotation, molecular function: zinc ion binding; SNARE binding.